Molecule: messenger RNA, 2142 nt
Organism: Vanessa tameamea
Lineage: Eukaryota; Metazoa; Arthropoda; Insecta; Lepidoptera; Nymphalidae
Gene: Atac2
Product: cysteine-rich protein 2-binding protein
Exons: 13
Coding region: 80-2119 (679 amino acids)
Molecular function (GO): acyltransferase activity, transferring groups other than amino-acyl groups
Source: RefSeq, a predicted model, not a curated record
AAAUUUUUCAGGUUAUGUUUAUCAAAAUAUAACAAAUAUUGGGAUAAUUUAUUAUUACAUUUAUGAAAUAUAAGAUAAAAUGAGUACAACGUGCAAGUACUGCAAUGAGCCUGAGAAUAAACAGGAUCGCCCAGGACUAAUUUGUGACACCUGUAUAUGUUUUGUGCACUUAAGUUGUUUACGAAGACAAGGUACUCCUGGCGAUUUCGUUUGCGAUGUAUUCUUUGAUUUUACGUGUGCAGAUUGUUCUACGGAUUCUGAAGAACAGUUUUGGCGUAAUAGAUUCACUUGGGUUAAUGUGCUUCUGUUGACAUUAAACCAUCUCAGCAUUCAGAUGCAAGGCAUCAGUAAUCAUGGCUUCUUUCAUUAUAAAACCCAUAUAUGUUCUUUUGUUGAUAGAUACUGGGUGCAACUUUUUGGAGACCAAUUUAAACAAAAGAAAAACUGGGUUGGAACAAUAGCUGGUGUACUCUCAGUACACAGCAAUCUAUUCUUCCGGUCGGGAUCUAUUGCACUUGGGGAGUCGGGGUGGUGGCAAUUGCAGCACUAUUUCUCCCCAGCUGUUGCUGCACACAUAUUACAAGAGCUGGCCCGUGACAGACCAAAAGGUGGCCGCACGCGAAAUCAUAUGUCCUUGGAUAAAACUAUAUUUAUCGCUAAAGUGACAGAAAUGGGUUACCAAGAUUAUCUUAAUCAUAAACCUGAUCGUCCACUGGGGAAAACUGACGAAGGGCCACCCAAGAAACGUCGCUUGGACACAGAUGAGCACAGUGGAGUGUCAACUUCCUCUUUCAGUGAGCCAUUUGAUUCUGACAUGAGGAAGGAUUACCUUGACGAUGCCAUGGAUAGAGAAAAUCAGAACAUGACCUUCGUUACCGCAAAAGACAACUUUACAGAUGUUGAAAGCAUCUUCAGAGGGUUUCAGUUCACCCCCACCAGCCAAGUAGCGCGUAGCGAUACGUCCAGCUUACACUCGAACAAACCCUCACUUCACUACGACUCGGACUCGCACAGCUCACUCAACCACACAGAGUUCCAAUCUGACGACGAAAAAUGCCGCGAAGCUAAGAAAAGUGAAGCGAAAACGAAAAAGGUCGAAGAAAAACCCGUCUUCAGGGCGUACUCCCUGUUUUCCUCGCUUCCCAAUUCCACAGACGUGCCGUGGAUAGAGAGAGAACCAGAGGAUAAAAAGAAAGACUUGGUCAGAAUGACGGAAUACGAAGAGGUCCAACUAUUGAAGACGGUGGAAAAUCUCAUACCCAAAGUGAAGGACUCGAAUAAAAAAGCCGAUCUGUACAGGCUGAAGGCUAAAUUAGCGCUACGGAGACUGAAACGACAUCACCAUUUGCCGAUGUUUGAUUUGGAUAAGACGGUGAAGCUGCUGGGCGGCUACGUCACAGAGGACCCGAGGGUGGUAAUGAACGCUGAACGUGUUCUGGACAGGUUCCAACGAUCGUAUCUAAUAGACAAUCUCUCCGGAACGAUCUCCAGCACCAACUACGGUACGCUAUUGCUGUCGCACAUCGAGCCGACGGCCUUCCGGUCCCCCCACUCUGGGACCAUUCUAAAACCAUAUAUUCGAAGGGACGCGACUACAAUGCCGACUUGGUUGAAGCUUAGAGACGAGCUUUUAAGGAGAACUCAUAGACAUAUUCAAGACUACGAGCCUCCCCCUCGCCCCACCAUCGACUUCUCGUAUGUGCGUCCGCAGCACAUAGCGGCCGUCAACAGUCUGUGUGCGCAGUUCUUCUGGCCCGGCAUCGACUUGACGGAGGCGCUGCAGUAUCCAGAGUUCAGCUGCGUGGUGACGUUCGGUCGGCUGGUGGUGGGCUGCGCCUUCCUGGUGCCGGACGCCGGCGGGCAGGCCUACGUGUCCUUCGUGCUGACGAGGCCGGAGUGGAGGCGCAAGGGACUCGCCGCCUUCAUGCUGUACCAUCUGCUGCAGACCUGCACAGAUAAGGAUGUAACUCUACAUGUAUCACCUACCAAUCCAGCCAUAUUUUUGUAUCAAAAGUUUGGUUUCAAAGUUGAAGAGCUGAUACAGGAUUUCUACGAGAAAUACUACGACAUCGAUUAUAAAGGCUGUCGGCAUGCGCUGUUCUUGAGAUUAGUUCGAUGAUUAAAUGAACUGUUUUCUGAUUA